Brettanomyces bruxellensis is the source of this 780-nucleotide messenger RNA. RefSeq lists its product as uncharacterized. The record is from RefSeq and is a predicted model, not a curated record. Bases 1 to 780 code for a protein of 259 amino acids. The transcript has a single exon. Lineage: Eukaryota; Fungi; Ascomycota; Pichiomycetes; Pichiales; Pichiaceae. Gene Ontology annotation, cellular component: nucleus; cytoplasm.
AUGACUCCCAAGCAAGUUAAACAGAUCAGAGGAACUGUUCUUGUUCUUCAUGGGUUUGCUCAGAAUGGUAAAAGUUUUGCCAUUAAAGCAUCCGGGAUAAGAAAGGCAUUCAAGAAGGCUGGUUAUCAUACUGUUUUCAUCGAUGGACCUUUAAAGUUAGAGCCAGCAGAUAUGCCAUUUGAGGUGAAGACAAAUGGAACACCUUUUGCUGAUUUGAAUCUGAGGGGCUGGACUUACACUCAGCCAGACAGGUUUAAUAUCCAACCCUCUUUGGAUGUUGUUAGGGAGGCUUACAAAGAGCAUGGACCGUUUAUCGGCUUAAUGGGCUUUUCUCAGGGUGCUGGUGUCUUAGGUGCCAUUCUGUCAAGAUAUGCUGAAGUUGUUGGUGAUGAGAAGGCAGCAGACUAUUUGAAGUUUGCCCUUAUCUAUUCAGGAUUUGUUUACACUGAUAAGUCUAUGGAGAAAUUCUACGACAAGAAGAUUGAACUUCCUACUUUGCAUUUGAUGGGUGAAUUAGAUACCGUUGUUAGUAAUGAUCGGUCACAGAAAUUGGUUGACAGAUGUCUCAAUUCUACUAUAAUGAGACAUCCAGGGGGACAUUACGUGCCGAGUACUAAGCCUUUGUUGAGAAGUGAGAUUGCCUGGGUUCAGAAUGUUGUUGAUGGAAAGAAUAACGAAGAUGGUAAGGAGAAGCCAGAGGAUGCAAAAAAGAAGGCUGCUGAGGAUAAGAAGGAACUGGACGAUUUGGCAAAACAAAUGGCAAAGCUUGGUCAGGCUUAA